AUGAUGAAUCCACUCAGCCCUAUGGAGGAAAAUAAAAUGAGUAUGUGCCUCUCACCACAGGAGAAAAUUAAGAGCGCAAGUUCACAGCGUAACAAGCGUUCCCAUGCUGUAGCGGGCACGUUGGUUAGUGCUAGCGACUCGAAAAAAGCACGGCUGGACGAUAUGUUCACAAAGGAAUUUGAGCGGGAUCUAGAUGGAUGGAUCAGCGAUGAUUACUUGCGUGCAAUGGACUUUGACGAUAGCUUGAGUCAAGAUAUCGACUGGGUGGCGCACGACGAGAUGGAUCUAGCACUGAGCAUGGACGCGCUUGUGCAGGACAAUCCGACAAACGACGAGGUGAAUGACUUUGGCUUCAGUCCGUCGUCAUUCCUGCGAGGCAGCUUUGCAUUUGAAGAUUCCGCGGAGAUGGCUUCGACCUUCGUUGAUCCGGUCUACAUUCGCCUGAAUUCAAGCAAGGACGCGGAGAAGCUCCUCAUGAGCUUUGACACGAUGAAGUUCAAAAUCCCGUCGCCGACAAGCACUUCGAGUAAAAAGCGUAAAAGCGUCUUUAUGGAGAAGAACACGGAAGUAAAUCAAGGAGAGGACAAAUCAGUGCUAGCAACGUCAACAGCGGACGCUGGAGCUUUUGUUUCUAGCUUCCAGUCAACCACUUCAGCUGCUGUUGAGGAGCUUCGCGUGGAGCCGGCUCGUGUGUCCGCAACUAGCCGUUUCGGUUCAUUGCUGUCGGUCAGUGCGCCUGUGGAUUCGCUACCUAGUGUUUUAAAAGUCGAAGCACCAACCACGUCGUCUAGUUCGAAGAAGAUCGGCUCAUACAGCCCAGCAGCACGCAAGCUGCGCCUUCAGAAGUUUCACAAGAAGCGCAAAAAUCGUACGUGGAAGAGAAGCAUCAAGUACGACUGCAGGAAGAAGCUGGCAGAUGACCGUCCGCGGAUCAAAGGUCGAUUCGUACGUGUGCUCGAGAACGCUGGCGAUACGAAGAAUGAGGUGGCACCAUCUCCGUCCAACUCAGUGUCGACUGGGUAUGCUUCUUCUACUGGUGCAAUGGCUGCGCACUCUGUCAAGGCUGAAGUCGCGGUAUCGUGUUUAUCAACAAUGGCCUCGACAGCAAAGCAGACGGCUUCAGUGACCAAGUCAACGGCGCCCUUAGCAACACCGGCAACAAGUUCAGCAACACUGCCAUUUGCGCGUAUGAUUGCGAGUGUGUGA
Messenger RNA from Peronospora belbahrii, 1206 nucleotides. Lineage: Eukaryota; Oomycota; Peronosporomycetes; Peronosporales; Peronosporaceae. The record is from the annotation of a GenBank genome assembly.